Molecule: messenger RNA, 2646 nt
Organism: Pangasianodon hypophthalmus (striped catfish)
Lineage: Eukaryota; Metazoa; Chordata; Actinopteri; Siluriformes; Pangasiidae
Gene: prelp
Product: proline/arginine-rich end leucine-rich repeat protein
Exons: 3
Coding region: 229-1353 (374 amino acids)
Molecular function (GO): protein binding
Source: RefSeq, a predicted model, not a curated record
AGAGAGAGAGAGAGAGAGACAGAGCGAGAGAGAGCGAGGGAUAGGGUGAGGCAGCACAGCUGACCUUCAGAGGGAAAAGCAAGGAAGCAGAGACCCAAUAGGCAGCCUGCUUAACGGAGGAGAGCAAAGUGUGGUAGAACAAGGUAGAAGAAAGAGAAAGAAACAAGUCAAAAAGAAGCCUUCAGUGAGAGAGAAAGGACUUCAGAGGGCAGUACCAACAACAAGACGAUGAAGGCUGAGCUAGGAUACUGCUCUCUACUUCUUCUUCUCCUUACCAUAGAUGUUUGGGGACAGCAGUCCAGACCCCGACCUCGACCAAAACCUCCCACCACCAGGAGGCCUCCCAAGAAAGAGCCAGAACCCAAGGAGCCCACUGACUUUCCUCCUGUUAUCAUUGGUCCACCUUCUUCUUUCCCAGACUGCCCAAGGGAAUGCCUGUGCCCCGCUUCCUUCCCAAAUGCCUUGUACUGUGAGAACCGAAACCUCCGCAAGGUCCCGGUCAUCCCACCUCGCACCCACUAUCUCUACUUGCAGAACAACUACAUUGAUUCAGUGACUGCAGACCCCUUUAACAAUGCCACAGAACUCAAGUGGGUAAACCUAGGGAAUAACCGCAUUCGGUCUAUAGAGAAACAAGUGUUCCAGAAGCUCCCAAACCUGCUGCAUCUAUAUAUGCAGAGGAACCUUUUAAAGGAAGUCCCAAGCAAUCUGCCUGCUGGCUUGGAGCAACUACGACUCAGUCGUAAUCAGAUCUCAAAGAUUGCUCCUGGAGCUUUCAACAAGAUGAAGGACCUUGCUCUCCUGGACUUGCACCAUAACAAGAUCAGCGACAGCAACCUGGCCAAGAAUAUCUUUAAAGAUCUUAAGAACCUUGUACAGCUUAACCUGGCUCACAACAUCCUGAGGAAGAUGCCUGCAAAUAUACCCAACAGCAUUUCCCAGUUGUUCUUGGACAAGAACAACAUUGAGGAAAUUCCCCAGAACUAUUUUAAGGACUUCUCGAACCUAGCCUUUGUUAGACUUAACUACAACCAAUUGACUGACAAGGGCCUCCCAAAGAUGGUAUUCAAUAUUAGCACACUGCUGGAUUUACACUUGGCACACAACAAUCUGACUAGUGUUCCAUUUUUCAACUCUCACCUGGAGCAUCUACACCUUAACAACAACAAUAUCGAGAGAAUCAACGGAACAGAGAUCUGUCCCUUUACACCCUUUACACUGAGUGAGGAUGUAAAUGAUCCAGACCACGUGCCCAGGCUGAGGUACUUGCGGCUAGAUGGUAACCAUUUGACCCCGCCCAUCCCAUUGGACGUCAUCAUGUGCUUUAGACAUCUCCACUCAAUAGUGAUAUAGAGGACAUCUGAAAUUUUCUCUAUGCACAGUGCUCCUGUUCACUUGACAGUACUGACUGAAUUAACAGUACUAUGGGAAACGCAAAGAAAUAGCAAUAGACGGUUGCUUGAUAGCUUCAGGAAUGUUUGUCUGAGCUUUGAAAAGCAUAUUUAUUAAACUUCAAAUAGGAACAACUGCUUUGAGCAUGUCUGCAUUAAAGGUACACAUUUGAUGUUAUGUUCUUGUGAUGCAACAGUAUUAACUACAAUUAAAUAUCUAUGAAAUGAAGGUGGAUUAACAGACAUGCAGUUUUUAAUCUACAUUGUAGUUAUGAAUAAUGUACUGAAACAGAUAAACUGCUAGUUAGAUCACUAACCACUUAGGAACACCUGUACACCUGCUUAUUCAUGCAGUUAUCCAAUCGGUCAAUCAUGUGGUAGCAGCACAAUGCGUAAAGUCGUGCAGAUACAGAUCAAGCUUCUGUUAGUGUUCAUGGAACAUCAGAAUGGGGAAAUGUGAUCACAGUGACUUUGUGGCAUGUUUAGUUGGUUUGAGAAUUUCUCCAAAAAAAAAAAAAACUCCAGUGAGUGGCUGGAAAUUCUGUGGGUGGAAAUGCCUUGUUGAUGCGAGAGGUCAGAGGAGAAUGGCUAGAGUGUUUAGAGCUAACAGGAAGGCUAUGGUAAUUCAAAUAACCACUCGUUACAACUGUGGUGAACAGAAAGGCAUCUCAGAAUGUGCAACAUGUAGAAUUUUGAGGUAGAUGGGCUAUAAUGGCAGAAGACCACAUCAGAUUCCACUCCUGUCAGCCAAGAACAGGAAUGUGAGGCUACAAGCUCACAUAAACAGACCAGCUGAAGUUUUUUCCUGUUUUUGACUGACAGGAGUGGAACCUGAUUGCUGUUCUGUAGCCCAACUGCCUCAAGUUGGCGUGUUAUAUAUUCUGAGAUGCUUUUCUGCUCACCACGGUUGUAAAAAGUGGUUAUGAGAGUUACUAUAGACUUUCAAUUCAAACCAGUCUGGCCAUUCUCUAACUGAUUGGCUGAUUGGACAAUUACAUGAAUGAACAGGGGUACAGGUGUUCCUAUCACAGUCACCAGUAGGACUAAUAAAAGGAAUAUAGUCACAUUAAAAGAUGAAGAAAUGGAACUGGGAACAACGUGACUACCAUGUAAUUUGAACUGUGCUUAAUGUGCCUAUGAUUAAGGUAAUGUAAAAAUAAUAAUAAUAGUAAUAAUUUCUUGUUGUCACUUGCCUUUUUGCAUCUUCUGAGCAUAAAUAAAACCUGUUCUUAACUAUGAGGUUCUCCCUCAACAA